Molecule: messenger RNA, 170 nt
Organism: Sphaeroforma arctica JP610
Lineage: Eukaryota; Ichthyosporea; Ichthyophonida
Exons: 2
Source: RefSeq, a predicted model, not a curated record
AUGCUCAUCUCUUCCAUCAAGAACAACCCGUACUAUGUGCGUGAUGCCAUGCCAAAGGAAGCGUACGACCUACUGGUGCCAAUGCUGGAACUGAACCCCGUCCGCCGAUACACCUGUGUGGAAGCCCUCAACUGCAAGUACUUCAAGCAAGAGCCGAGCCCAAAGGCAAA